AAUGAAAAGAACUUGAAUACGUACAUGUAGUGUUUUUAUCUCAUUUGACACUUGCUUGCAAUGGAGUAUAUGAAUGUUACAGUUCUUCUGAAGUUUCUAUUUUGUUUUCAUUUGAUUUCGUUUCACAAUGUUGCAGGGUUUUUGGGAGAAAUGUGUAAAAUAGACGUGUACGAUGUUCAUUUCUUUGGAAAGAGUAAGAGAGCGGAGUAUUGUGAUCAUGGUUGUUGUCAGUUCGGUGGAAAGACUUCGUGUUGCACCUCUGCCAAUAUUGGGUUGAUAUCUGGCCUGGCGGUGUCCGGGAUAGCUCUGAUGUCCAUAGCUAUACUGUAUUUAUAUUGCUGUUAUUGGAAAAAGCAACAGAGAAAAUAUCCAGCCGUCAUUCAGCUACCAACUAACUUUAUAAACAUACAAGAAGAUGCCAAAGUACAUGUAGUUAAUCCACCAGAAUACACUCCAGAAGAUUGUCCGCCGAGUUAUGAAGAAGUCAUCAGGGGAGACAACCACAAUACACGUGUUCAAGUGACUAUUCGACAGUGAAUUUGUGCAGACUAUUGGAAAUGAAUCCAUGACACAUUGUCAGUGGUAGUUUUAUGGUGGAGCUUAACGGUAACGAUUCUAUGUCGGACAUAGCCCGAACAAUGGUGUUUCUUCUGUGAGGUGAUGGGUUCAUAAAAGUUUGAUCUUGGGGUUCGGGGAGGGGGGGUGGGAACCAUAAUAGAGAGGAGUUUCUCUGAGGUGAAGCCCGAACUCCUUUUAGACACAAAGUCUAGAGGCUUCCAGAGGCCAUAACCGAUUUCAGAUUGGCUGAGAUGAUUUGAGAAACAAAAAGGAUUAAUUUUCACUUUCAGGGAGUCUGAGGUGGGAGGGGGGCAUGGCCCAUAAACUACAGACUACAAACACCACUGCUUACUGGCUACUGUGCUUACUUUCUAGAGAGUAAACAAUAACUUAUGAUUAUUUAA
Molecule: messenger RNA, 962 nt
Organism: Lottia gigantea (owl limpet)
Lineage: Eukaryota; Metazoa; Mollusca; Gastropoda; Lottiidae
Exons: 4
Coding region: 61-537 (158 amino acids)
Source: RefSeq, a predicted model, not a curated record